Epithele typhae is the source of this 1167-nucleotide messenger RNA. RefSeq lists its product as uncharacterized. Bases 1 to 1167 code for a protein of 388 amino acids. The transcript has 17 exons. The record is from RefSeq and is a predicted model, not a curated record. Lineage: Eukaryota; Fungi; Basidiomycota; Agaricomycetes; Polyporales; Epitheliaceae.
AUGUACACCCCAUCGCGUGCCUCCCUCACCGGCACGCACGAAGCCCUGCUUCUCCCGCGCGGCCCCCAGGUUGGCGAUGAACGUGCUCGUCACGCAAGUGUCGUAUCGUUCCUCGCUGGUAUCCUGAUUGCAGGAGUGCUUUAUGGUCUCGUGAUCUCCUCCGUGAGAGCGUAUUACUUGCGCAAUUCUUCGGGCGAUCGAUGGUUGAAGGGACUGGUAAUAGCAUUUCGACACGUUCACGAAUUACACUCUCAUUUCGUGCACCACCAGUCAACUUCAACACACUCGGCCUCGCGGUUCCUUGGGAUAUCGACAGUCUUCAUACGGAGGCUUUGGAAAUUCUCUAUGAAUGUAGGAAGGGGCUAUGCACGCUGGCUUUCUUUCACUGGAUUGGCCAUCACGUUCAUCGUCACUAUCUCCGCCUUAUGGACCAACGUCAUCAACAGGGCUCUUCUAGCCAUGAUGAUCCUUUCCCACCUCGUUUCGGGCUCCAAGACCGGCUCCACCAACGUCACCUCGACUAUCGCUUCGCUCAGCAUCGCGUCGUUCUCGUGCGGCUUCAUCUCGGAUUUCUUCUUCACCGCCAUGUUCACGGACUCCACCAUCACUAUUUUAAUUUCCUACACCAUCGAGGCCGCUAUGAUACCUGCGUGCGUCCAGCAACAACCUUCCUGGACCAAUACUAACCUCUCUUCCAGCAUGUGCGACACUAUUGGAAUCAUUAUGUUUAUAUGCCGACCCGGAAUGAAUAUCUACAUCCCCUUCUUCAUGCAAAUGGGCCCUCUGUACUUCCUCUCUCUUCUCGCCUCGCUCAACUCCCGCCGGGACCUCUCGAGGCGGAUCAACGAACCAGGCUCCGACGUGCUUACCGACGACACCCUCUCUCACCCGACUUGCAACAUCCACUUCGCGUCCCCGACGACGUACGAGCUCGCCUCGGUCAAGCACGCGGGCAGCGCCUCGGAGGGCGACACCCCCGAGUUCGCCCUCGUCGGCCCUGGCGCCCGCUGCAAGGACGUGGCCGUCGGGGCGUCCGUGAGCGACCCUGACUGUAAUCGAGACGCGUGGACGAUCGGCGACGCGUCUCGUGGUCGCCACGUCGAGGCCGUGCAUGAGCGGAGGACUCUGGCUUCGGACGGGUCCCGUACGGAGAUCGGUUCACAGUGA